GUAGUCCGUGUGGUGCCGUCAACAAGAUAAUAACAUGCACCGCUAGCUUGUCAACGCGUUCAAAAUCAACAUUAUCGUCGUCGAAAUCGAGCAAAAAGAACGCGUCCUUAACAUCGAGUGAACUUCUUGUGAAUAAGAACAGUAAUUCAAAUAAUUUGAGUAGUAAUAAUAAUUGUGCCAGUAUAAAUAACGUGGAUGAUAGUAGUGUGGCAAACUUAGAAACGAAACUAUUGGCGUCGGUACCAUCAUUUAGUUCGCCGCAGUUAUCCAGCGUCACUGGAUUCCAAGAAAAUACAAGUCCUACGCCGUUGCCAUUAUCGCAUUCGCCAACGACGUCAUCUCCGCUUGUGCCGUCAACAGCGACUGCCUUCAUGAGUAGUGCUGCUGCGGCUGUUGCGGGUGCUGCUGGAGGAGCUCUAUACGGAGCCUUAUUGAAUCAGAACACUUCGUCGGCCAAUAACAAUAUUAACGGUGUUAACGUUAACAACAUUCCACAUAACAGUUCAAACGCCUCUGGAUCCGCUUCCUCAUCGCCAACAGCGUCACUGCUGUCCGGCAACUUUACAGCGGCUCUCGGUAGUCUCUUCACGGCAAACGGUUUCGGCUCAGCAAAAAUGUUGAAUGAAUUAUUCGGUCGUCAGAUGAAGCAAGCACAGGAUGCUACCAGCGGGUUGCCCGCUAAUCUAGACAAUGCCAUGUUAGCCGCGGCAAUGGAAUCUGCCUCUAGCGCUGAAUUGCUUAGCGCAGCAGGGCUGGUGAAUAGUUUAGGCCUCAAUGCCACAAACAAGUUGCUCAAUAAUAAUACAAUAAAUAGUUUGAAUAGUUUAAGUAACGCCAGUGUGUCUGCCACAUCUGCUCUAAAUAACGGCAAUUCCACCGCUGAUAACCAGCAAUCAUCUAAUACCCCGUCUGCCUCUCAAUCGCCUAAGAAUCGACGCGUAAGCAAUUGUAGUGAUCGGUCUUUGGAAGAAGUUAAUUCGCGUGCCGGUGAUUUGAAUUCCCCGCCGCGUGCACCCUCAACAAGCUCAACGUCCGCGAUAGCUGCUGUGACCGCUUCUGAGAGGACCUCACCCAACAUUCAGCGGCAGCAGCAGCAGCAGCAACAGCAGAAUGAAUUGGCUCACCAUAUGUUGAGAAACAUAUUGCAAGGUAAGAAGGAGCUGAUGCAACUCGAUCAGGAGCUGCGCUCGGUGAUGAAUCAGCAGCAGCAACAACAACAACAACUUUCAGAUAACCACAAUACGCUCAAGCAUAACAAUAACAAUUUGUCUGCUGCCAACAAUAACAAUGUCGCUGACAAGGAAUCGAGCAAUGUAAUAAAUCUACUGGAGGACACUAUGUCUGAUAUAAAGAUCAAAUGCGAACCUAAUCAGAUGCCAAACAAUUCCGACUCCGCAACAACGGAGCAUGGCAAAUCGUCUGAUUCUGAAAUAGCCGAUUCGCAGCAGGACGAAGAUCAACACUCUGAAGAUGAUAACAUGGAUCAACAGAAUAUGGACGAUCCAGACGAGCAACAGCACUCAGGAUUACCGGUAGGUGUAACCAAGAAGGAAGCAGACGAAAUCCUGGAGGACGUAGAAUUGAUUGGAAUGAAUUCUCGCUCCGAUUUAGAGUCCUUGGCAUCUCCUAGCCAGUCCGAAAUGAUGCUCUUAGAGAACAGCAAGGAUGAGUUGGAAGAGGAACUUGAAAAGGAUGUUGCUGCCACCAUGUCCAAGAAGCCAGGUAUGGAUAUGAAGAGAGCUCGUGUUGAGAAUAUUGUCACCACAAUGCGUUCCAGUCCAUCGUCACAUCAGUCGCACUUACAAGUGAAUGGCUGUAAGAAGAGGAAAUUAUAUCAACCACAACAGCACGCAAUGGAACGAUACGUAGCUGCGGCUGCUGGCUUGAAUUUCGGAUUGAACUUACAAAGUAUGAUGUUGGACGAGGAAGCGUCCAAUGACACGGAGUCACCACAGAUCCAACAGAAGCGAGUGGAGAAGAACGCACUCAAGUCGCAGUUGCGCUCAAUGCAAGAGCAGCUGGCUGAAAUGCAGCAAAAAUAUGUGCAAUUGUGCUCAAGAAUGGAGCAAGAGUCGGAAUGCCAGGACAUUGACGAUACUGCCAGUGAUAGCAUGGAACAUGACGCCAACGGUGUUGACCUCUCUCCAUCACCAUCCCUAACCGGAGAAUCAGGUUUGAAUGACAAAAUGCAACAGGAUGUCGAACGGCCAAGCUCUACUUCGCCAACUCUCCCAAUGAAAUCCCAAAAACAGCUAACCUCACAAAAUUCAAUGGCCCUGGACAGUGCUCCGAAUGUGUUAUCGCAAAUGAUGAGCAAAAUGAUGUCGUCGGGAUCACUUGUGUCCCAUCCGCAUAUGCAACAAUCAUUUAAUGGCCCAUUACCGCUGUUGCAACACAUGCCACAGCUGCAAGGCGAUACAAGUGCUGCCCACUUAUCUCACCCCGCCAUAAGUAAUGCUGCCGCCAUGUACUUGGGUCAACAGUUCUUUUUUGAGCAAGAAGCUCGUAUGGCCAAGGAGGCUGCUGAACAGCAGGAACGGCAGCAGCAGCAGCAACAACAGCAACAUCAACUGCAGCAACAGCAACAAAAACAACAACAGGAGCAGGAACAGCAGCGACGCUUUGAACAGGAGCAGCAACAGCGCCGCAAAGAGGAGAAACAGCAACAACAACAGCAGCAAGCCCAGCAACACGCCGCACAACAACUUCAACGGCAGCAACAAUUGCAGCAAAUGCAUCAGCAGCAACAACAGCAUAUGGAGCAAACUACGUCUACUGUCUCCCUCAGCCAGCCAACGCGCCCACAGCUGCAUCACAACCGACUUCAUCAGCGCCACGCUAAUCACUCUUCGCUUAAAUCAGAAUUGUCAGAAAAAUUCAAUAUGCUGCGAUCCAGUUCGAAUUCGAUUAUGCGAAUGUCUGGUUCCGAUCUGGAAGGACUUGCUGAUGUGCUGAAGUCGGAAAUUACCACUUCCCUCUCCGCAUUGGUUGACACAAUCGUGACUCGAUUCGUGCACCAGCGCCGCCUUUUCAGCAAACAGUCGGAUUCGGUGGCAGCAGCCGCCGAACAACUAAACAAAGAUUUGCUCAUGGCGUCCCAGAUACUGGACCGCAAGUCACCGCGUACGAAAGUCGCCGAUCGUUCGCAAUCAAAUGUCGUCGUUAACAGUAACACAAACAAUGCGAAUUCAACAGCGGGUCAAUCCAUUGUAAGCGGAAACACUGCCGUCAACGCCGCAGCGGUUCAAUCAGGUAAUAAUGGUUCUCUUCUUCUAGUUAAUAAUGCUUCCUCAACUAACCAAUUGAAUAACGGCCAUAACGCUAAUGUCUCUAAUAAGCACCUGGGUCACUUGCAGUCCACUGUAGGUAACGGUUCCCAAAUGCAUGUCGGCCCAGGCCCCGCUGUAUCUGUUGGCGGUGUCAAUGUGCCUCAACUCACGCUUACCAAUAGCCAAGCAAAUGCUUUGGCGAACUCAAGUGGUCAGACAAAUACACAGCACGCACAACAAAUGGCCCAAAUGUCGGCAUUGAAUGCGCAAAAUUGCCAAAGUCUCAUCGCCGCUCCGCGUCUUAAUGGCAAUCAGUUGUCGUUUCCGUCGCCAGCAGCGGCAGCAGCUGCGGCAAUGGGUCUGCAAAUGCAUCAUGCAGCAGCUGCAGCUGCAAUGUCUGCGGCCGCUGCUAAUCAGCAAAAUCACAAUCAGCAGAUCGCGAAAGAUAGUUCUGGCCAGAACUCAAUGAAUCCGAGUCUAAACAUGAACUCGAAUCCAAAUACAAACAAUACUAACAAUAGUUUAAGCACAAUUAAUAUACCACCUCCUCAUAUUCGUCCUUCGCCCACAGCGGCAGCAAUAUUUCAGGCACCAAAAACACCGCAAGGGAUGAAUCCGGUGGCUGCUGCUGCACUCUACAACUCCAUGGCCGCCGGCGCGCCCAACCAGAUGAACCCCUUCUGCAUGCCGGAGUCACGUGAAGCCCAACAGCAGCAACAACAGCAACAGCAACAACAGCAGCAGCAGCAACAACAACAACAGCAACAGCUAGAACAGAACGAAGCCCUUAGCUUGGUGGUGACACCGAAGAAGAAGCGCCAUAAGGUGACCGACACACGCAUCACACCGCGCACCGUCAGCCGCAUACUGGCGCAGGAUGGUGCUGUACCUCCAAAUCCUGUGACUGCAAACACCAUGCUAGAUGGCGCUGGCAAGUUCGGCGCCAUGGGCGUACAGCCUAACCAGCAACAGUCGCAGCCUAAUCCGAACCAAUCUAACGUAGGCAACAACAGCACCAGUACAACACCAGUCAAUGUGAACACGCCCGGCAAUAUCGGCAACGUGAAUACGACGCCCGUACAAAGUCCCUCGCCUCGUGCUCAAGCGCCGACCUAUCAUCCGCCGCCACCACCACCACCCAUGUUGCCCGUGUCGUUGCCCACCUCUGUGGCCAUACCCAAUCCUUCGUUGCAUGAGUCGCAAGUCUUCUCACCCUACAGUCCAUUCUUCAAUCCACACCCGCCGCAUGCACCACCACCGCCACCCCCUCAUGGUCCACACGGUGGUGCACACAGCACGCCAACCGCUGCCCAAAUGCAUCAUAUGAAGAUGUCGUCAAGCCCACCCGGCCUCGGCGGCCUAAUGGACUCGCGCGAAUCACCGCCACUUCCACAUCCGCCAUCAAUGCUGCAUCCUGCCCUAUUAGCCGCCGCCCAUCACGGCGGCUCGCCCGACUACAGCGCGCACCUGCGUGCAGCCAUGGACGCACAGGACCGCAAUUCGGAUUGCAACUCUGCGGAUAUGCAGUUCGAUGGAAUGCAGCCAACGAUAUCAUUCCUGAAGCAGCAAAUGAUCAAAAAUAGCGACUCCUUGACUCCACUGCACUCAUCAACACUAACACCAAUGCACCUGCGCAAAGCCAAACUAAUGUUCUUCUGGGUGCGGUACCCGAGUUCUGCGGUACUGAAGAUGUACUUCCCGGACAUCAAGUUCAACAAGAACAAUACAGCACAAUUGGUGAAAUGGUUCUCGAAUUUCAGAGAAUUCUACUACAUCCAAAUGGAGAAGUACGCGCGUCAGGCGGUUACCGAGGGCGUUAAGUGCGCCGAUGAGCUACAUGUUGGCGGUGACAGUGAGCUUUAUCGUGUUCUGAAUCUGCAUUACAAUCGCAAUAACCACAUUGAGGUACCACAAAACUUCCGCUUUGUUGUCGAACAAACGUUGCGCGAAUUCUAUCGCGCCAUCCAAGGCGGCAAGGAUACCGAACAAUCGUGGAAGAAAGCAAUAUAUAAGGUCAUCUCCCGUAUGGACGAUCCAGUGCCCGAAUAUUUUAAGUCACCCAACUUUUUGGAACAAUUAGAAUAAGAGGAAAGUGAACGCAAUCGCGUUAUUCACAUGCUUCGUACAAAUUUGAAACGCAAAUCUAAAUCAAGUAAAUCUUCGAAAGUUAUAACAGCAGGAACAACAACAACAACAGCAACAGCAUUAACUAGGCAUGCAGCAUCAGCACCGAUGGCGGCAGCAUUAACAAAAACCGCAGUUAUAGCUACAACAACAACAGCUACACCAACAACCGAAGUAGCGAAUUUAGCCAGCGCAGCCCUAAACGAAACAUACCAACAAAAUUUGGCGAGCAUAAAUUAAGUUGAAGCCACUUGUAUUAAUUCCUGGCCCUUAUGAUUUACAACUUUUUUUAAUUCGGAUGUAAAAUAGGUAGAACCUUUUAGACAUCGCAGAAUUUUGAAAAAUAGCUGAAGUUAGAAGGCUUGCAGCAAAAAUGUACAAAACAAUCAUUGAGAGAAAUUUUAACAAGACGAAAUUUAGAAUCGAGACAAAACACAAUAACGAAAAACGACAGCAAAAAACACUUCGGAUCGUGACUCAAGUACACAUACAUAUUUAGAUUCACAUUUGAAAACAUAUUUUUGGUAAGGCUUGGGACUCAUGCCAGGUUUUCCAGCUAACCAAAAUAAUAUUCGAAAGAUGUGUGUGAUUCAAAAGAGUUGCAUACAUACAUGAAAAAUUUAGAUAUAAAAUUUCUGACGAAAACCAAAAAUACGACGUAUAUGACAAAAACAUUUCGACAAUACAAAAAAGAUGAUUUGUUGCCCAAAAGGUAAUUUUGAUGCUACAGGCAAAUCCUUAACUUCGCAAAUAUUUAUAUAUCUUUGACUCAUAAAUUCACUUGCACAACGCGCAUUGCGUUCACAAAAAAACCAAAAAAAAAAACACAUACGAAAUACGAAAUACGAAAAGCAAAACGUUUCAAAGAGCAAACGAUAAGGUCCUACUUGUUAAACGAUUGUGGGUAUUUUACAAAUUAUUUCAAAAAGACGAGCACCAAAAAAAAAAUAA
Molecule: messenger RNA, 6344 nt
Organism: Anastrepha obliqua
Lineage: Eukaryota; Metazoa; Arthropoda; Insecta; Diptera; Tephritidae
Gene: pros
Product: homeobox protein prospero
Exons: 4
Coding region: 372-5354 (1660 amino acids)
Biological process (GO): regulation of transcription by RNA polymerase II
Cellular component (GO): nucleus
Molecular function (GO): RNA polymerase II cis-regulatory region sequence-specific DNA binding; DNA-binding transcription factor activity, RNA polymerase II-specific
Source: RefSeq, a predicted model, not a curated record